This is a messenger RNA of Eremomyces bilateralis CBS 781.70, 2167 nucleotides long. RefSeq lists its product as uncharacterized. Lineage: Eukaryota; Fungi; Ascomycota; Dothideomycetes; Eremomycetales; Eremomycetaceae. The record is from RefSeq and is a predicted model, not a curated record. The transcript has 2 exons. Bases 1 to 1887 code for a protein of 628 amino acids.
AUGACUUCUAACAGUCAUGCUACGAAACCCAGCUCGCAAUGGGAGGCAGGCGCAAUGGAGUCUGCCUCUUCCCUCCGGCCGAGGACACGAAGAUUGAUCUCCGGCUUGGAUGAAGAACUGGUCACCAGUCCCUCCAGCCGUGUUCCAUCACCGGGACGAAGUCCACACUCGCCUUUCCACUCCCGAUCCGCCUCUCCCAUUCCCAGUACACAUCCGUCCCGUACCGCCGCAAACCGUAACCUCCGGCCCUCGCCUCUGUUGGAGGUGGACGAAGGUUUCACUCCCGGGCGUCGCCAGGUCUCUUCAGGGGCGCUCUCGUCACUUUGGAGCACCUCAUGGGGGUCCAUCCAAGGCCUGGCAUCGACUAUGCUUGGCAGCGAUUCGCCUAACCCUCCCACACCACCUCAGCGAAGGAAACGGCCGGAACAACCUCACAUUUCCCGGAGCAGAGACACUCCGCUUAAAUGGGGUCCCUCCAGCCGAUCGCAGAGUUCGCCUGGUAUACGGGAGGACAUGGAUGCGAAGGCCCGGGCACUGAAGAAACGCGAUCUAUUAUACGGCAGCGCGCAACCAGAUACCAUGGGACGGUUCAAGCGGAGGAACUCAGACGAUCAAAGCACAGACACUCCCGGGACCGAGGAGCAGGCAGGCCAAGCCGCGCUGGUGUACUUGCACCUGGUUCAACCUCGCGAUACGUUACCCGGCCUCAGCAUCAAGUAUGGCUGCGAUUUGUCGACGCUACGACGGGCGAACCGGAUGUGGAUCAACGACUCGAUUCAGACCCGCAAACAUAUCUUAGUCCCCGUAGAGUCCUCGAAUGUGAAGGGACAGCGGGUCGUAGAGCCGCACGACACGACUGAAGAGGACUUGCUCUUAGAAGGCGAUGAGUUGCCUUCGACCAGACGGAGCACACCAUCCAUCCAAGAAAUCCCCCCCAAAACGAACGGGUGGCACCUGUCGGAGAACGGAAACAUUCCGGAGCCUGUACCCACCGAGAGUGCCGAACCGCCAUGGAAACACGAAUCAUGGGUUCUCUUACCCAAUGGCAAGAAGACCAUUGAAAUUGUGCGCCUUCCACGAAGAUCAAUGGGAUUCUUCCCCCCGCCGCGAAGAAAAUCGCAGAGCUAUACCGACGCCAGCAUGCCGGGGACGCCACGCCGCUCGAUGGACGUCGGCCGGGCGGGCGCUGGUAAAGGAUCCUCAGGGACUCCCCGACCCUCGUUACAAAGCUCCACUAGACCCCGCGCCUUGUCUCGAUUAUCGUCGACAAGCACAUCAACGACCCGCCCGAAACCUCGCUUCUUCACUACCCCGGGAGUCGGCACGCUUGACCAUACCGUAUGUCUGCCCGGUCCCGCCGACGACCCUCUGAAUCGCUUCUUUGGACAUCGACUACCGAAUGUCCAUCCGCCGGAGGACCCUUUUGGCGGGAACGCGGGCGGGUACUCCGAAAACGGGGCGUUCUUCCCUCCUCAGACAUGGUCAUCGGACGCCGCGGAUGGGCUGGGCAAGGGCGCGGAGUGGCACCGCCAGUUCGCGGCACUCAAUGCGCAAGGGGGGCUGCAAUCCAGCGGGCCCAACUUGGAGGAUGUCCCGGUUCACGUGGAGCGAUGGUUACGGAAGAUGGCGGCACGGGCCGCGAAUGCCCUCAAUGAGUCCUCGGCAACGGGCAAAAACACAGAUGCCGGUCUCGAUGGAAAAGGCUUAAGAGACGGGGGUGGUGGAGAUCUGAUCGAGUUAAUGGACUCAUUUGAGAUUGGCGACAACGAUGAGCACGGGACGGCAGAUGGCCCGAGUGGGACGACAGGCGUUGGAUUACGGGACAAUGAAGGGGUCCGGGGACGGUUUCAAGGCAAAGGGGAUGGAAAAGGUGCCAAAGGUGACUGAUGUUGGAUAUCUGUAAUGUCACGUUGUUCGCUUUUUGAGGCCGGCCUACCCAUACCGUUGGAUUCGAUGCAUAGUGGAGUUGGGGUCUGUAGCCGCACAGGCGUGGUUUGGAUUGUUAGAGCGCAAUCAUUAUUGCAAUGAGCGAUAUUUGCUCGAAGUCUUAUAGCCAUAUUUUAGCAGGAGUUCCCGCACCUGCCAUCAAGUGCUGAAUUGUCUCGGCCAACAGCCUCUGAGUACAAUAGGCUUCUGGUACUUAUGAAACGCCAAUAUCUCACGAAAG